AUUUUUUCUUUUCAAUUCGCAGUGUGAGAGGGGGAAAAAAUAUGACGCACAAAGGGGGCAUCAUGAACUUGCCGGAAACGGAUUCGGAAGACGAAUUGCCCCCGGGGUGGGAAGAACGCGCGACUUUAGACGGUCGUGUUUAUUAUACUGAUCAUUCGUCGAAAAGCACGCACUGGGUUCAUCCCAAAACUGGGAAAGAGAAGAUCAUUCCGAAAAGCUCGUUACCCUUUGGCUGGAAACAAGAAGUGGAUGAUGAAGGAAAAAUCACUUACGUGGAUACAGUGAACAACAGGAAAACUUUCACGGACCCGCGAUUGGCUUUUGCAGUGGAAAAGAAUGCUUCAGCUGGAGGAACAAAAUUCAGGCAACGAUUCGACUCUAGUUCAACUGCUAGUCAAGUCUUGCACGGACUUGAUUUGUCAGGAAAAAUUGCUAUUGUAACUGGUGGAAAUUCGGGAGUCGGUUACGCGACUUGCGAAGCGCUGGCUCGACAGAACUGUCGAAUCGUCAUGGCGUGUCGAAACACGGCAAAAGCCAAAGAAGCUCGUGCCAAAAUGAUGACAGCGAUUCAGCACCUGCAACCCGACAUCGAACCCAUGCCCUGCGAUCUCGACUCCCUGUCGAGUGUCAAACGGUUUGCCGAAGACUUCCUGUCCCGCUAUGAAAAGCUGGACUUUUUAAUUCUCAAUGCCGGGAUCGGAAUGCCAGAAUACGGGUUCUCGGAGGACGGGUACGAGAAGACGUUUCAGAGCAAUCACUUGGGUCACGUGUUUUUGACUGCGUUGCUUUCGGAACGGCUCGUGGUUUCCGCGCCGUGUCGGGUCAUAGUGGUUUCGUCCGAGGCUCACAGAACUUCAUUCCUCACCACGAGGAAACUAACGGAACGGCGUCUUUCCCCGCCGGUCAAGUCCGAGUAUUGGGGCACGAUGGCGUACAACGACUCCAAGCUGUGCAACGUCGCCUUUGCCUGGUGGCUCCAACGCUAUUUCACGACUCACGGCGCCCCUCAAGUGUUGUGUUUCUCGCUGCACCCGGGCAGUCUGGUGGCGACCAAUUUCCAGUCUGGCUGGUGGGUCCUGAGGCUCUUGUACGCCCUCGUGUAUCCCUUUACCAAGACGUGGGAGCAGAGUGCGGCGACGUCGUGUUUCGCCGCCACGGCGCCGGAGUUGGCGGAAUUUGGCGGCAGUUAUUUGGAUAAUUGUUGCGUGACUCGGUGUGCGGCUGUGUCCAAGAGUGAGGAGUUUCAGAGCAAGUUGAUGGACUUGAGUGUGCGGAUGAUUGAGGCGAAGAUGGGUCCGAACUCGUGUCGAUUUGCCUUUUCAUGAUGAUGGACAACGUCUUUUGUGGGGGGAAAAUGGUUGAGGAACUUGUGUUUUGUUCAGCAACUUGUUGGGGGAAAAGGAAGUUCGCACACUGGCAUUAUCAGUACAAUUUCGGUACAGCAAAGCCAUUCGUACCUUAAAAAAAACCUUUUAUGUUGAUGGAAAAAAUGUGUCAUAAUGAGUAUUAAAUAAGGAUGUGUUUAUCACGCAAGGGAUAAUUGAAAAAAAAUGGCCGUGGAAGAAAAGUUUUGUUUCAAAAAGAAUUGUUCUUUACAACGAAACUGUAGUGUUUUUCGUUUGCCAAAUUGUCCUAAAGGAUUCUUGGCCAAUUCCUUGGAGACAGACCUGGUACUUUCGAGAAGUAGAUGGUGGCUUACAUUCGAGAAAAUAAUAUGGUGAGAUUUGUUUGAGAUCGACCACGAAACAUCACCUCGAUUAUCCAUUACUUGGCUUACAUCCAUCCUUUUUUUAAUUUUUUUUUCUUCGUAAUUGGGGAGAUUUAUGCAAUAUAAAAACUGUCCUUCACUGAACCAUGACUUCCCGAGUAAUUUGAUAUUAUUUUAAUAUUUUUCGUCAUUUUUGUUAUCUCAUAUCCGUGGUAUGUCUUUUGGAAUCUGGCGCGGAUUCUUUUCAUUUGUGAUUCGGAAAAGGCUUUCAUUGCACGGAGCUCAUGAACAAAUCGGGCGAAUUUUUGGUAUUCGUGUUAUAUAUAUAUAUAUUUUUUUAAUGUUGGAUGUGGAAUUGCACCUUUGACUUAUGUUACUGUGCAACGAA
This is a messenger RNA of Notodromas monacha, 2096 nucleotides long. Lineage: Eukaryota; Metazoa; Arthropoda; Ostracoda; Podocopida; Cyprididae. The record is from the annotation of a GenBank genome assembly.